This is a messenger RNA of Penicillium cataractarum, 6696 nucleotides long. Its product is annotated as DNA polymerase epsilon catalytic subunit POL2. Bases 1 to 6696 code for a protein of 2231 amino acids. The transcript has 3 exons. The record is from RefSeq and is a predicted model, not a curated record. Gene Ontology annotation, cellular component: nucleus; epsilon DNA polymerase complex. NCBI's taxonomy places the organism in Eukaryota, Fungi, Ascomycota, Eurotiomycetes, Eurotiales, Aspergillaceae. Gene Ontology annotation, molecular function: nucleotide binding; DNA binding; single-stranded DNA 3'-5' DNA exonuclease activity. Gene Ontology annotation, biological process: base-excision repair, gap-filling; DNA replication proofreading; mitotic cell cycle.
AUGCCUUCGCGCAAACCCAGCAAGUUUGGGAACAAGUUCCGAUCCAGCGCGGCAUCUUCAAAUCCUCGACGAACGAAAACGGUCGAAUUCGGAUCCCUCCGCUCCAGCGAAGCAACCUCUCAAGAUGAGAAAUUCGAGGCCAUUCGGUUGGCCAACAGCAUCGAUGAAUCCCUGGGUUUUCCGCGGUUCGAGUCCGGCGAGACGAGAGCCGGUUGGCUCAUCAACAUGCACAGCACCACGAUACAAGAUCCAAAUGUAGCGGGCGGUCGUGCAGGUGUCGACUACUAUUUCCUCCAAGACGACGGCGGGAGUUUCAAGGCUACGGUGGAAUAUGAUCCCUACUUCCUGAUUGCGGUUAAGAAAGGCCAUGAGAUGGAAGUGGAAGAGUGGUGUCGGAGAGCCUUCGAGGGCUUGAUCAAGAGUUUCAAACGCCUGGAAAAAGAAGACCUGAACCUUCCGAACCACUUGCUUGGACACCGGAGGACAUUCAUCAGAUUGAACUUUGCCAAUGUGCCCAAUCUGCUCGAGGUCCGCCGUACUCUGCUUCCUUUGGCAGAGAAGAACAAGAAAAAUGCAAAUGUGAUGGAUGCAUACGUCGAAAUGACCAGUGCCACAACUGGCUUCGACCUUUUUGACGACGAAAUAAUUAAUGAGCAACGACCUAAUGGCAAUGUGCAAGCGAGUGAUUUUAUUGUUGAUAUUCGAGAGUACGACGUUCCGUACCAUGUCCGAGUCUCGAUUGACAAGGAUAUCCGAAUUGGAAAAUGGUAUGAUGUGGAGGCUAAACACGGCGUGAUAUCUUUGAAAUGUCUGGAAGAACGACUCCAGCGUGCCGAUCCUGUUGUCCUGGCCUUCGAUAUUGAGACGACGAAACUUCCUCUCAAGUUCCCCGACGCGGUGAUUGAUCAGAUCAUGAUGAUUUCGUACAUGAUUGACGGGCAAGGAUUCCUGAUCACCAACCGAGAGAUUGUGUCUGAGGACAUCAACGACUUCGAGUACACCCCAAAGCCGGAGUAUAAUGGACCUUUCAUCAUUUUCAACGAGCCCAACGAGAGAGCUGUCAUCGAGCGAUUCUUCGAGCAUAUCAAGAUCGCCAAGCCAACAGUCAUUGCCACGUACAACGGUGACUUCUUCGAUUGGCCAUUCGUGGAAGCGAGAGCAAGCGUCCAGGGAAUUGAUAUGUACAUGGAGAUUGGCUUCCGCAAGAACAGCGAGGACAUCUACCAAAGCGACAACUGUGUCCACAUGGACUGUUUCGCAUGGGUCAGCCGUGACAGUUACCUCCCUCAAGGAAGUCGUGGUCUAAAAGCCGUGACCGUCGCUAAGCUUGGCUAUGACCCCGACGAGCUUGAUCCUGAACUGAUGACGCCUUAUGCGAGUGAACGCCCCCAAACUUUGGCCGAGUACUCCGUUUCCGAUGCCGUUGCCACGUACUAUCUGUACAUGAAAUAUGUGCAUCCCUUCAUCUUCUCUCUGUGCACCAUUAUUCCGCUCAGCCCCGACGAUACCCUGCGCAAGGGAACUGGAACUCUGUGCGAGAUGCUGCUCAUGGUCGAAGCCUACAAGGGUGAGAUUGUCCUGCCCAACAAACACAAGGAUCCACCAGAGGCUUUCUACGAAGGCCAUUUGCUCGAGUCGCAGACCUACGUUGGUGGCCACGUCGAAAGUAUCGAAGCUGGUGUCUUCCGCAGUGACAUUCCCACAGGAUUCAAUGUUGACCCCAAGGCAAUCGACGAGCUCCUUCGCGAUUUGGACCAUGCUCUCAAGUUCAGUAUCGAAGUUGAAGAGAAAAAGUCCCUGGACGACGUUGUCAAUUUUGACGAAGUGAAGGCUCAGAUUGCCGAGAAACUGCUUAACCUGAAAAACAACCCGAGCCGCAACGAGGUUCCCUUCAUCUACCACUUGGAUGUUGCCUCUAUGUACCCGAACAUCAUGAUCACCAAUCGUCUACAGCCCGACUCCAUGAUUGAUGAAUCAGACUGUGCUGCUUGCGACUUCAAUCGCCCCGGAAAGACUUGCGACAGACGUAUGCCUUGGGCUUGGCGUGGUGAAUUCUUGCCCGCAAAGCGUGAUGAGUACAACAUGAUUCGACGGGCGACCACUAAUGAACGAUUCCCCAGCCAGAGAAAGAAUGGGCUGUUGCGAUCAUUCGCUGAUCUCAGCAUCGAGGAACAAGCCGGUGUUGUGAAGAAACGCCUCCAAGACUACAGCAAGAAGAUCUACCACAAGAUCCAUGACAGCAAGACCAUCGUCCGAGAGGCAAUUAUUUGCCAGAGAGAAAACCCAUUCUAUGUCGAUACCGUGCGAAGCUUCCGUGACCGACGAUACGACUUCAAGGGCAAGCAGAAGGUCUGGAAGAACAAGACCGAGUCACUGCAAUCAUCCGGUGCUUCUGCAGCUGAGAUCGACGAGGCGAAGAAGAUGAUCGUUCUCUUUGAUUCGCUGCAACUUGCCCACAAAGUCAUUCUGAACAGUUUCUACGGCUAUGUCAUGCGAAAGGGUUCUCGAUGGUAUUCCAUGGAAAUGGCUGGCGUCACUUGUCUGACGGGUGCCCACAUCAUUCAGAUGGCGCGAGAGCUCGUCGAACGCAUCGGUCGUCCGCUGGAGUUGGAUACUGAUGGUAUCUGGUGUAUGUUGCCUGGCACCUUCCCAGAGAACUUUACCUUCACUCUGAAGAACGGCAAGAAACUGGGUAUCUCAUAUCCUUGUGUCAUGCUUAACCAUCUCGUUCAUGCUCGAUACACGAACCAUCAGUACCAGGCUCUUGUCGAUCCAUCCACUUACAAGUACGACACCUACAGCGAGAACUCCAUUUUCUUCGAGGUCGAUGGACCUUAUCGGGCAAUGAUCCUGCCAACGUCGAAAGAGGAAGACAAGAACUUGAAGAAACGAUACGCCGUAUUCAACCACGACGGGUCUUUGGCCGAGUUGAAGGGUUUCGAGGUCAAGCGAAGAGGAGAGCUGAAGUUGAUCAAGAUCUUCCAAACUCAAAUCUUCAAGUUCUUCCUGGAAGGAAGCAACCUCGCGGAGACGUAUGCUGCAGUAGCCCGAGUUGCCGACCGAUGGUUGGAUGUGCUUUAUGAGCAUGGAGCCACAUUAGCGGAUGAAGAGCUGAUCGACCUAAUUUCAGAGAAUCGCAGCAUGACAAAGACCCUCGAGGAGUAUGGUAACCAAAAGUCCACGUCCAUUACCACUGCGAGACGUCUGGCAGAGUUCUUAGGCGAGCAGAUGGUCAAGGACAAAGGCCUGAACUGCAAGUACAUUAUCUCUUCGAGGCCAAGAAACACACCCGUUACCGAGAGAGCGAUUCCCGUCACUAUCUUCUCCGCCGAAGAGAGUGUCAAGCGCUUCUUCCUGCGCAAAUGGCUGAAGGACGACCCCGGUGAUAUGGACCCUCGGUCUAUCAUUGACUGGGACUACUACCUGGAGCGUCUUGGAUCCGUCGUUCAGAAGCUCAUCACCAUUCCAGCCGCUCUUCAGAAGCUGAGGAAUCCUGUGCCUCGUGUCGCUCACCCGGAUUGGUUGCAGCGUCGAAUCAACCAGAAGGAUGACAAGUUCAAACAGAAGAAGAUGACUGAUCUAUUCGAGAAGUCUGAAAAGGCUCCGCUUUCCACGAUAUCCACAAACAUCCUGGACCAUCGUGUUCAACAUGCGGGUGACAUGGACGAAGUCAUUGCGCAUUCGACACAAAAACUCAAGUCCUCUCCCGACGGCAAGGUGGCUCAGAAACGAAAGCACCCAGAGGGUAUCACCAAGACAGCCCUUGAUCCGUUUGCUAGUCUACCGGCAGUGAUGCCUUCGAUUACAGAAGACUACCAAGGCUUCAUCAAGUACCAGAAACAGAAGUGGAAGAUUCAGAAACAAGCUCGUAUUCGUCGCCGCCAACUGUUCGGCGAGCGUACCAAUGUUGCAACAGAUGGCUUGAGCGGUUUCUUCCGAAACCAGGCUCAGAUGCUCUACAUCAGUACUUGGCAGGUCCUUCAACUAUGCGAGACAGGCCGACCGGGCAUUGUACGAGCCUUUGUGCUUAUUGACCAGAAGAUCCACGCUCUCAACGUCAAGGUUCCCCGACAGUUCUUCGUGAACUUGCAGCGCGAUUCCUUGCCGGACAUUGAGGUGCCAGAUUGCGAGGUCGAGAAGGUGAACCACACCCUGCCCAAUGGACAUCCGUCGGUCCAUCUCUUCAAGCUGUCAUUGUCAGAGGAUAAAUUCCUCGAUGAAUCAGACAAAAUGGAUGCUCUGUUCCAGCACCCAAGUAUUGAAGGUGUCUACGAGCGGAACAUCACCCCCAGUCUUCGAGCAGUGCUCAAGUUGGGAAGCCACUGUACCUUUGAUGAAGAACAGCGUGGUGUCCUUGGUGAUGGGCUGGAGAAAGGAUUUGAUCUCGCCACGCUGCUCCACACCACUUCAGACCAGCCGUAUCUCAUGGAUUCUCCUCUAGCGUACCAUUACCUCUAUCACGUCGCUUCUGGUGAUCGACAAAUCUUUGCUCUUUUUUCGACAACCAAGAAAGAGGCGCAUAUUGUCAUUCUCAACCGUACGAGAGAUGUGCAGGGUUUGCCGAAUGUUGACAAAAUCUACUCGGAGUUGCUGUCGCGGAAAUUGCAGGAUGCUUCAAGUGAUGAAUCGCAGAAUGCAUUCGAGUACCAGGACAAGAUUCAUUUCAAGACUAUCCAGGUGAUGACUCGACGAAAGGCUCACCUCGAAGUUGGCGAUUUGGUCCGUAAGCUUCGUAGCGACGAGGCCCAACCUGCCAUUUUGGUCAUUCAGUCUCAACAAAAGGAUCGCUUAUGCCAUGACAUCCCGAUUUUGAAGGAGUAUCCGACUUUGUCUGUGAAGCCCGAAGUUUCAGAUAUGGAUCUCCCACCACUUGGGUGGCAGGCGUUCAUCGCCCGGCGUAUUGUGACACACUAUCUGUACCUGGCAGCCUGGGUUCAGCACUUGACCCUGCUCGCACGAUACGGUGACGUUCCACUUUGUAACCUGGAGACCGAUGAUCCUCGGUUCCUCAUUGAUGUUGCAUAUGCCCGACGCCUCCAGCAGAGUAACGUUGUCCUCUGGUGGUCGAACGGACCCCGGCCAGACCAUGCUGGCUUUGAAAAGGAUGACAUCGUCGGCCCACUGGAGAAAGUCACCAUGCCUUCCGUGAAUACACCGAGUGCUUACUCAACGGUGUGUAUCGAACUGGAUGUGCGCAACCUCGCUAUCAACACCAUUCUUACUUCUUCCAUCGUCAAUGAGAUGGAAGGAAACGAUUCAUUGCUAGCACCUUCUGGGAAUGGAGGGGACGACUCUGGCGUUUUGUACUCUGAGAAGGCGUUUGCGUCUGCUGGCGCUUUGGUGCUGCGCGAGAUGGUCAAGAACUGGUGGACUGAAGCUUGUGCGGGCAACAGCAUGGCCGACAUUAUGGUCCAACAUUUGAUUCGAUGGGUAGAGAGCCCUGUUUCCUGCCUCUACGAUCGGUCUUUGCACAACUAUGUCCGGCUGCUCUCGCGCAAAUCGUUCCAGCGAUUGAUGGCCGAGUUCAGACGAGUUGGCUCCAAUGUCAUCUUCGCCAGCCCGACUCGUCUUCUACUCCAGACAACCAAGACGGAGGUGGGCAAUGCCUACGCCUACAGUCAAUACGUCUUGAAGUCCAUCCGAGCCAAUCCCUCGUUCCACUUCAUCGAUCUGGAUAUCAAGGAGUACUGGGAUUACCUUGUCUGGUACGAUGAGUACAAUUACGGUGGUAAAGGGUGCCGAGAGGUGGUCGAAGCCGAAAAGCAAGAGCUGGAGACAGUGAUGCACUGGCAGCUCAGUCGAUUUUUGCCGACGCCUAUGCAGACCAUCUUCCAUGACUGGGUGGUCGAGUACAUCGAGCUGAUGCAUUCAGCUAAGCAUCCGGAUCUCCAGGAGAAUGAAAUAUCCUCCACGCCUCGCCUGACCCAGAUCCCCAUUGGGAAACCCAAUGAUGUUGAUGACGAAGGCCUCACUGCCAUUCUCGCGGAGCGAUUCUCAAAGCCUUUGAAGAAACAAAUCUCCGGUCUUAUCCGUCGUCAACGUGAUGAGCUGCUCCAUCCCGAGCUCGCCUCCGACUAUGCCUUCCCCGUCCUUCCCGGUGUGCUCGUCGAUCCCAAGGGAGACAAGCGUAACCCAGCUCUGGAGCUUGUCAAGCUGCUCAUGCAGGUGCUGAGUCUAUCCAAGACCACCACACUUGAGUCUCGGCUGCUGCGCCGCGAGCUGCUGGCUCUCUUCGAAGUUCGCGAAUUCAGUAAAGAGGGUCGCUUUGAGAACCCUAGUGCGAACCUGAAACUGCCCGAGCUUACCUGCAACGCUUGCUGUCUCAUCCGUGAUCUAGACCUGUGCCGCGACGAAGACGUCCUUCCCGACCCGGGCACGGACAACAGCAAAGGUCCCAAGCCGUGGCGCUGUCCCUUCUGCCAGACGGAAUAUGAUCGACUGGCGCAGGAAGAAAUCCUCAUUGGCCAGGUGCAUGGCCUGGUUGUCGAAUGGCAGACGCAGGACCUGAAGUGCUCCAAAUGCAGCACGCUCAAGGUCAGCGAGUUUAUGGAGCACUGUUCCUGCAGUGGCAAAUGGGCUACGACGGUUGAUCUCAAGGAGACCGAGAAGAAACUCCGCGUGUUGCAGAGUGCUGCCAAAUUCCACAGCUUGCAACUGUUGGAGGGUGUGGUGGAGGAGGUGCUGGCUCGCCUGUAG